UUUACCAUCAGGUUCUCUAUAUAAACCAAGGCGCGCGACAACAAGUGUUAUUACAUCAAGCAAAACAAAACAAAAUACAAAGUACAAGUGGAAGCUUUAAAACAAGAGCGAGAGAGAAAAAUGGCGACGUCGGGAACAUACGUGACAGAGGUACCGUUGAAAGGAACGGCGGAGAAACACUACAAGAGGUAUAGGAACGAGAAUUAUCUCUUCCCCGACGUUGUCGGCCACCUCAUCCAAGGUGUUACUGUUCACGAUGGCGAAUGGGACUCUCACGGAGGCAUCAAGAUUUGGAACUUCACAUUGGAUGGAAAGCAAGAGGUAUUCAAGGAGAAGAGAGAGAUAGACGAUGAGAAUAAGACAUUGAAGGUAAUUGGACUGGAAGGUCACGUGAUGGAGCAGUUCAAGGUGUAUGAAAUCGACUUCCAAUUUAUACCCAAGUCAGAAGAUGAUUGCGUCUGCAAAAUCACUAUGAUAUGGGAGAAGCACAACGAUGAGUUCCCCGAACCAGGCGGCUACAUGCGACUCCUCAAAAGCAUGGUUGUUGACAUGGAAGACCACGUGCUCAAAGCUUAAUCAACAACAUCAUCAUCAUCAUCAUCAUCACAAUCACCAUCAUCCCAAUAUAUUAUGUUGUUUUCAAUUAUGUAUGAUAAAUGGUGUUCAUUUCUUAAUAUGGUACUGUUUGGUUUUCAAUUCAACCAUAUAAUAUAUUAGUGGGGUCUUGUGGAGUUAGGCAUCACCAUAAUUCCUUUA
Camelina sativa (false flax) is the source of this 756-nucleotide messenger RNA. RefSeq names its product MLP-like protein 328. Gene Ontology annotation, biological process: defense response. The record is from RefSeq and is a predicted model, not a curated record. NCBI's taxonomy places the organism in Eukaryota, Viridiplantae, Streptophyta, Magnoliopsida, Brassicales, Brassicaceae.